GUAGCUCUUCUCUCUAUUUCUCGUUUUGAAUUCCCAUGGGGGCGGCUCGAGUUAUCCAGCCAGCUUCUGUUCGUAGCGGCAGUAGCAGCAGCUCCACGCUUUGUUCUUCCGUGGAUAGCUCUGGAGUGGCAUCGUCUUCUUCAUUGCCACUUCAGUCGUGUUCUUUGAGCUCCCUGUCGCGACGCAAUCUGGGUCUCCGAGCAGCCACCUCCGAGGUCGAGUGUGCGUUUUCCAGGUCCAGGCUUGUCCAAUCCGUCCGUCGCCCAGUUCUUCGAAGAGCUCAGGACACGCAGCAAGAGCCCAGCUUCAAGACUUUGGCGGUGGAGGACGAAGGUGUGGAGGUGGAAGGCGUGAUAAAGGUGGACAAGGAGAGAACAGCUCGACCAUCGUGGGGGAGAGUACUUGUUCUAGCUGGAGGAGAUUUGCUAGCUUUGCUCGCGUUCGCGUCGAUUGGACGAGCAAACCAUGGAUCGUCGCCGCUCAGCUGGGACAUUUUCAGGACUGCUGAUCCUUUCAUUGCCGGGUGGCUGCUGGGAGCUUAUUUUCUCGGUGGCUUUGGCCCGGAGGGUCAAGGACUCUACGGCUUGCGUGGUGCUACCUUUUCAGCAAUCAAGUCAUGGGGCGUAAGCAUUCCCCUGGGCCUAGUCAUUCGAACGUUGAUCACGGGUCACACUCCACCGCAAACUUUCAUUUUGAUCAGUAUGGGGAGCACUUUCGUUCUUCUGGUUUCCUGGCGAACGCUUUUCACGGCUCUCUUCCCAAAUGAGGACACGAGCAGGGACACCAGCGUUAAGAAAGGAAGCAUUCUGGAGUUUUUCGAGCUUCUAACAUCGUUGGUAAGACGAUGGUAGCACAAAGUCCAUCGGCUGUAAGCGUUUAACGUUUUUAACGAGCUCGUUAUCAAACUACUUAGGGAACAAAGUCGGAGUUUUGAUUUUUCUAACAGUUUUCACUUUGCGCUAGAUACUCACUCGAUCCAGUGGGGCUCAAUUCGACUUUUCCAGAGUUUUUCUUCCCUGGCCAGGACCGAUUCAUGCUGCCAGGCAUGUUUGAAACGAUGCGAUUCAAACCAAACCCGGCCAGCGGAAGCAAGCACAGGCACACAAGUCGUGCCACCCACAUUCCCGAGCUUGUCGAAUUAUCAAGCCAAAGGUUAAGGUGGCUUUCAAGAGAAUCCAUCGUCGUCCAACGUCCAGGCGCUCGAGAGAGCGAAAGAUCAUUGCUUACACGACGAGAAAGAAAGUUUUCUUUGCAAGCUCGUCAAGUAACGAUGUGGUGGUGGUGGCUGCUCCUCGUCAUGCUUCUCGACGCAAGGAUGAUCGCUCUCACCACAGCGGCAAGCUUUUUUUUCUUUUUUUCUUUCGAUUCACAGGGAGAUCGAAGUUCUUUGGUUUUCGCUGCAGGAGUGUCGCUACGAUCUCACAUUCUUCCCGAGCAGCGAGUGCUUGGAUCGGUGGAGCAGCUCCCCUCGAGUCUCGGUUCUGGUGGAGCUGGGAAACGAGGAGCAGGAAUUCGUGAUGUGGGGGCAGUCCGAUUUGCCGCAGACAAAGGAUCGGUGCGGAGAGACCACGCUGCGGCUGGCGAGCGGCGGCAAAUGCUUGGCGGGCAUUUGCCAGAUGCGAUUGAUACGCUUCUUUGGAAGCUCGGCUUCCUCGAGCUCGGAUGAUGGAGACUGGCUGCUGCGAGCAGUGAGAAUUCAGACCAGCGACAAGAAUCUCGUCGAUUUCAACGUCACGGGACCGAUUUCGGUGGAUGGUCAGGCCUCAGUGGGAAGCUGUGUCGAUUCCACGGAAGAAAUCGAGGAUUAUGGCGAUGAAGUGGGUGACAUAGACUGGUCGUGAGAGAAAUGUGCUCUGUUUGCGAGGAACCCUAAAACAGAGUAUAUAAAUUUAACCUAAAACCAGAGUGCUCUGUUAGGGUCGUGGUGGUGGUGUUGUCUUGUCUCGAGCGCACCAAACAUUAUAAAAUCAAUGGAGAAUUCUUUCAA
Messenger RNA from Selaginella moellendorffii, 1987 nucleotides. RefSeq lists its product as uncharacterized. The record is from RefSeq and is a predicted model, not a curated record. Lineage: Eukaryota; Viridiplantae; Streptophyta; Lycopodiopsida; Selaginellales; Selaginellaceae. The transcript has 6 exons. The coding region runs from base 36 to 851 and encodes 271 amino acids.